Molecule: messenger RNA, 516 nt
Organism: Paramecium sonneborni
Lineage: Eukaryota; Ciliophora; Oligohymenophorea; Peniculida; Parameciidae
Source: the annotation of a GenBank genome assembly
UUUUUUAACUAAUGGAUUAACAAGAUUAUCACAAAAUUGACCCAACUAUUAUAGAAGAUCCUAUGUUAGAUGAUGGUUACACUAGGUAAGUUCUUUACUAUAAUAAUUUGAUUAGAAAAUUUGGAGCUUACAAACCAAAAUUCCAUGGAACUACCCCAGGUUAUUACCCAUUUGAAUGUAUUGAUUACUUUUAUGUCAUUCUAAUGACUAUUUUCACUUGGGGAAUCUGUUUGCCUAUAUGGUAUGGAUUAAUUGAAGCUGGUAUGUACAUUAAAUCUAAAAAUAGCCAAGGCAAAUUCGAAAUAAUAUGCUAUAGUUUGUGCAGUAGUGUUUGUAGGAUUCUAUGUUAUCCAAGCUUUAGCUACAUAUUAUGGUGGAAGAAUGAAGAAAGUGAUUGAGAAUCAAAUGAUUGAGGACAAAUUAAAGGAGAUGUAACAGAAAGAACUUGAUAAGUAAAAACUUCUAGCAGCAAUUUGAAUAAUAUUAAUAUAUAUCAUAUAUUAUGAUUUAUCGUAU